Messenger RNA from Guillardia theta CCMP2712, 1761 nucleotides. RefSeq lists its product as hypothetical. The record is from RefSeq and is a predicted model, not a curated record. Gene Ontology annotation, cellular component: membrane. The annotation marks the transcript as partial. Gene Ontology annotation, molecular function: ATP binding; ABC-type transporter activity; ATP hydrolysis activity. The transcript has a single exon. Lineage: Eukaryota; Cryptophyceae; Pyrenomonadales; Geminigeraceae.
CCAGCGACCAUCGCAUGGAAAGAUCUCACCUACGACGUCAAGCUCACCCGCUCAAACCCUCAGACCGGAAAGAAAGAAACUAUAGACAAGCGCAUCCUCGACGGCCUCUCCGGCAUCGUCCGGCCCGGGGAGAUGCUCGCCAUCUGCGGGCCCUCGGGAGGCGGCAAGACCACCCUGCUCGACGCCAUCGCCGGGAGGAUCGACCCCCACCGCAAGGGCAGGAAGUUCACCGGCGACGUGCUGGUGAACGGGAAGCCCAGAGACGAGACGUUCAGCAUGGUGGCGUCGUACGUGCAGCAGGAGCAUGCGCUGCAGACGCCCUUCACGGUCAGAGAGACGAUGCGAUACGCGGCCGACCUUCUCAUCCCGCACGCGGAGAGCACGCAGGCAGAGAGGAGAGCAAGAGCAGACAAUGUGACGCAUGUGCUGGGGCUGGACUCAUGCAGCAACACCAUCGUAGGAGACGUGUUCCGCAAGGGGCUGAGCGGAGGGCAGCUCCGCCGCCUGUCGAUUGCGGUGGAGCUGGUGCGGAACCCCUCCAUCCUCCUGCUGGACGAGCCGACGUCAGGCCUCGACUCGGCGGCGGCAGAGAACAUCAUGAAACACUUGUCGCACCUGGCCAAGACUGGCACCACCAUUAUUUGCACUAUCCACCAGCCUCCGUCAGAGGUGUGGGCGAACUUCGACAAGUUCCUCCUGCUGUCUAGGGGCAAGUGCCUCUACUUCGGGGCGGCAAACAACGCGGUGGACUACUUCGAGAGGAUGGAGUAUCCGUGCCCGGGGCAGUCGAACCCGGCAGACUUCUUCCUGAGGCUGGCCAACACGGACUUCGAGGGUCACGCGGACAUCGAGGCGCUUGCAAAAGGCUUCAAAACUCAGCCUGAAGGCAUGGCUUUGUCCUCUGCGCUUAGCAAGCCGAUCGAUCAUGACGUUCAUAUCAGCAAGCACAGGAAUGGCUUCAUGACGCAGCUCCUGAUCUUGUCUCAUCGCGCCUUCUUCAACAACGCGCGUAACCCGGGUAUCUUCCUCGUCCGACUCAUCAUGUACAUUCUUCUUUGCCUCAUGAUCGGUUUCAUGUUCUGGGACCUCGGCACAGGCCCCACGGACAUCAACAGCCGUGUCAGCUUGCUCUUCUUUGUCGCGGCUUUCCUGGUGUUCAUGUCGGUGGCGGUGCUGCCCUUCUUCAUCGUGGAGCGAGCUGUGUUCCUACGCGAGCGAGCCAACGGCUGGUACAUGGUGCCGGCCUACGUGCUGGCUUCGUUCCUCAUGUCGUUGCCGGGGUUGUUCAUCAUCGCAUUGGUCAGCUCAAUCCUUGUUGUGUUUCCUGCCGGUCUCAAUAACUUCGGGGUGUUUCUGCUCGACCUCUUCCUAUCUCUCGUCACCGCGGAGGCGUUCAUGUGUGUCAUAGCAUCGGUGGUACCUCACUACAUCAUCGGGAUCGCGCUGGGAGCAGCGGUGUACGGCUUCUUCAUGUUGUGCGAGGGCUUCAUGAAGAUCAAGGACGACAUCCCAGAUUGGUUCAUCUGGGGGUACUACAUUGCGUUCCAUUCAUACUCUUUCAGAGCGUUCAUGGUGAACGAGUUCGACUCUAUUCCCACGUUUACGAGCCCUCAAUUCCCAGACGGCAAGUCAGUGCUAGCCUUUUACAAUAUGAACGACAAGCCCGUAUGGAAGGACCUGCUCGUAGUUGGAUCGUAUGCCAUCGCCCUCCAGAUCAUAUUCGGGACUAUCCUGCAGGUGUUCCACAAGGGCAAGCGGUAA